Molecule: messenger RNA, 3649 nt
Organism: Acinonyx jubatus (cheetah)
Lineage: Eukaryota; Metazoa; Chordata; Mammalia; Carnivora; Felidae
Gene: BTNL9
Product: butyrophilin like 9
Exons: 10
Coding region: 1109-2731 (540 amino acids)
Biological process (GO): regulation of cytokine production; T cell receptor signaling pathway
Cellular component (GO): external side of plasma membrane
Molecular function (GO): signaling receptor binding
Source: RefSeq, a predicted model, not a curated record
GAGACUGGGGGGCUGAAGAAAGCUUCCUUCCCCUUGCGGGUAUUAUGAUGGAGUGAAAGGAGAAGGGUGCAGUCUCUAAAAGAAGAUGGAGAACAAGAAGUUUGGAAGGUGGAGGCAGAGAGAGAGGAGGUGCUGGCUUUUAUUUAUUAAAGAGCAUCUAGCCCUCCCAUGGAAGGCUUAAUGACCCCUGAGUCAGCAUUGGUUUCUUCCAUUGUUCAGGCAAAGAAAUCAAGGUUCAGCCAGCUAUAGAACCUGCCUAAAGUCCCACCACUAAACUGAGGAGAGAUGUGGAAAGGCUUGUAUGUCUCCCAAGAUGUAUGGGCUGCCCACACUCACUGGCUAUCAGACUGUGAAAUGUUACCACAGGUCCCAUGGGAGUUUCAGGACAGAAAGGGGACAUCCCUUGCCUAUGCUAGGGCUGAGUCUAUUGGAUCCCUAAUGGGGGUGUGGCUAGAUGGGAUGACUCCAUUAAUGUGGCCUAGAAGACACGUCUUUCAGGGACAGAGACAGUCACCAGCUGACCUCAUGGAGGCUUCACUUGAGGUUUUAGGACUGGAGGAAGGUGUCUUGGCUGUGGUUGGAGCUGUCAGGCUGCUGUCAGGCAUGCAUCCCACUUCUGAACAAUCAGAACUCUGUUUGUUCCUCUGUUUGUGGACCUGAUGUUCUAGGCCAAAGGGAAGUAGGGCAGGGAGAAUGAAAAUUCCUCUGAGAGUCCUUAUAGAUUUCCUUUUGUUUGGGGAAAGUCACUCAGUCCCAGCUGAGCCCACACACAAUGUGUGGCUCUAUUCCUGACUCUAAACAAUGAAAACCUGAGAAGCUGCUUCCUCUGGGACCCUUUGGCCUUGCCUCCUUGCAGCUCCAUGAAUCCAAGCACGGCCAGGAACACCACUAGCAGUGAUACCUGGUAAAAUUAGAAACAGCUCUCACAUCCGGCUAUGGUUUAAAAGAAGCUAAGCACUGGGAUUAAUAAGAACUAUUAUAAAAAGUAAUUAUAAAAAAUAAUUGAGGCAGCAACAGACCUCAGGCCUGCUGGGCUGUGUUCCAGCUCCUCUGCAUCCAUUCCAGCAUCUCUUUGUUCCUCUCCAGGUGGCCCCACUGCCAAGAAGAAAUGGUGGAUUUCCCAGUCUUGCCAGACUUCUCCCAGCAAGUAUCUCUGUCCAACAAUCUCUUCUUAUUCACACAUCUCCUUCUUCUUCUUUGGCCUGGAGAGAUGAACUCAGAGGAGGUCAGUGUGGUAGGCCCUGGGGAAUCCAUCCUGGCACUUGUGGGGGAAGAAGUGGAGUUCUCAUGCCACUUGUCACCAUACCUGGAUGCUGAGGAUAUGGAGAUCCGCUGGUUCCGGAGUCGGACCUCUGAAGUGGUCCACCUGUACCAGGGGCGGCAGGAGCUCUACAGCCAGCAGAUGGUGCAGUUCCAGAACAGGACCAAACUCCUCAAAGAUGAUAUCAUGGAUGGUAGUGUGAACCUGCAACUCCUUGGCAUCAUUCCUGCUGAUGAGGGCCUGUAUGGGUGCCGUUUCCUCUCCAGCAACUUCUCCAGGGAAGCAGUCUGGGAGCUGGAGGUAGCAGGGAUGGGCUCAGACCCUCACAUCUCCCUUGAGGGCUUCAAGGAGGGAGGCAUUCAGCUGAAGUGCAGUUCCAGUGGCUGGUACCCCAAGCCCCAGGCUCAGUGGAAAGAUCAUAAAGGACAGUGCCUGCCUCCAAAGAUGGAAGCCAUAGUCCAGGAUGCCCAGGGCCUGUUCAAUCUGGAAACAUCUGUGAUUGUUCAAGGGGGUGCCCACAGUAAUGUGUCCUGCUCCAUCCAGAACUCUCUCCUGAUACAGAAGAAAGAGUUCACCAUCCAGAUAGCAGAUGCAUUUUUACCCGGAACCUCACCCUGGAAGAGAGCUUUCCUUGGGUCUCUGGUGGGACUGCCAUUCCUCCUGGCUUUUCUCUUGACGCUGGCGCUGUACUUCUUUCAGAAGCAACGUAGGUCCCAAGAAAAGUUGAAGGAGCAGGCUGAGAAGGACAAAGGGAGACUCACAGAAGAGCUGGGGAAGCUUCAGACAGAGCUUGACUGGAGAAGGGCUGAAGGCCAGGCUGAAUGGAGGGCAGCCCAACAGUAUGCAGUGCAUGUAACCCUUGAUCCGGCCUCGGCGCACCGCAGCCUGGAGGUCUCCGAGGAUGGCAAGAGCGUGUCCUCUUGCGCAGCAGUGUCCGGCUCUGUGGCGGCGGACCAGCAGCGGUUCUCUGAGCAGACGUGCGUGCUGAGCUGUGAGCGCUUCUCAGCUGGCCGACACUACUGGGAAGUGUAUGUGGGACGGCGCAGCCGCUGGUUCCUGGGUGUGUGUCUGGCUGCAGUUCCCCGCUUGGGGCCAGUGCGCCUAAGCCCGGCCAGCGGUUACUGGGUGAUGGGGCUGUGGAACCACUGUGAGUACUUCGUCCUGGACCCACACCGCAUCCCGCUCACCCUGCGCGUGCCGCCCCGGCGUGUGGGCAUCUUCCUGGACUGGGAGGCAGGAAAAUUGUCCUUCUUCAACGUGUCCGACGGCUCCCACAUCUUCACCUUUACCGACACCUUCUCAGGCACGCUCUGUGCGUAUUUCAGGCCCAGAGCUCACGACGGUGGUGAACACCCGGAUCCCCUAACCAUCUGUCCAUUGCCUAUUAGGGGGACACAAGACCUGGAAGAGGAUGACCGUGACACCUGGUUACAGCCCUAUGAGCCCACAGAUCCCACCCUGGGCCUAUAGUGAGGCACUCUUUUGCCUGCGGGUCUGGGUCUUUGGCGGCUUCCUGGAUACUUUAUGCUCUCCCGCUUCUACGGAGGAAGCAUCACAAAAAUGUCAGCAAAGGCUAAAGAGCACAGCAGAAAGGGAACAAAAAGAGGAACCUUUGCUUAUAUGUGUGUGUAUACACAUAUAUACAUAUAAAUACACACACACACACACACACACACACGAUUUUCUUUAAGAAAAAGAGGCAAUUCCAAAGCUUGUUUGUGUGGAUGGUAAGAAAAAGCAAAUGAAUAACAAUAAAUUCAUGCUGUCAUUAGCCAUAGUAUGCACUGUGGAAGACCAGAAAGAAACUGGAAUGGAGGAAAGUUGGAGGGAAAUCUUACUGGACUGGAUAAGAAGUAUCGGUUAGCUUGUAUAUUUCUUAUACUUUUUGUAUAUGUUUUCUAGUUCUAAAAUGUCUAGAAGCAAUGACACUUCAUAAGCAAUGAGUUCACUUAGGGCUUAGAUCCCAGUGUUAAAUGGCACUUCUCACUGAAAUGAACUUGGAGAAAUGGCUGAUUCCAGGGUUGGAGCAGAGAAAGUACAGGUGAAUCUGGAACACUGUGUAUUCAAAUGUGCUCAGAAACUGAUGGGGACGUAGGAACUAGGAUGAAGAGGCUCCACUAGCCAGUUAUGAGACAGCUUGAACAUUAUAAUGAAUAAUGACAAGAAUUGAUCAACAAGGAAUUGAGCAAAUAAGAAAAUUCCCUAAGUGUGCCGAGAGGUUUCUCAGUCAGAAAAUAAAUACAAAAAUGCAGAAAAAGGAAAGAAGAAAAUGAAAGGUAACUCUAUGAACUCACGUUUUUUUUUUAUAUGUACAGAUAUGUGGAGCACACACACAUGUGAUAGGUAUAGGUAGAUAGGUAUGUAGGUAGGUAGAUAGAUGUGUGUCUG